Molecule: messenger RNA, 572 nt
Organism: Dryobates pubescens (Downy woodpecker)
Lineage: Eukaryota; Metazoa; Chordata; Aves; Piciformes; Picidae
Gene: PMAIP1
Product: phorbol-12-myristate-13-acetate-induced protein 1
Exons: 2
Coding region: 33-197 (54 amino acids)
Biological process (GO): apoptotic process; release of cytochrome c from mitochondria; DNA damage response
Source: RefSeq, a predicted model, not a curated record
GUACCGAGCCGUGUCGUACCCCCGCCGCCGCAAUGAUGCCUGGCAGGACUCUGCGCAAGAGCGCGCCGCCCGCCGCUCCUUCAGAGCGGGAAGUGGUGGCGGAAUGCGCCCUAGAGCUGCGCAGGAUCGGCGACAAGUGGAACCUGAGGCAAAAGAUCUUGAACCUCCUGACAAAGCUGUUCUGCCCAGAGACGUGAGAUCCUCUCGGACAGGGCGCGCUGAAAAGCAAGACAAGACCUUGGCUUUGUGGAUUCGAAACAAGGGACUUCACCGGGAGCCAAAGAAAGCUCUUUGCAUUGCAUUUUGCUGCCUGUAGCCGCUGAAGGAUGGCUGUUGCAACAUGAUUUCUUUGAAGAAUGUUAUAACAAUAUUGGAGUUGGAAUGCCAGGUGGAGAAAAAGAUAGCGAUGGGCAGAGUCACUUUGCCAUGCGCUGGUGAGACUUUUGGGGCAAGACAGAACUUGUCCUCCAUCCUGAUCUGAGAAUACUUCCUGGAGCCUGGCCCUCUGGUCCUCGUGUCCCGCAGCUACUUUUCAGCGAGGAGCUCAGACCACCUUCAGGGAAAAGCCAAAA